This is a messenger RNA of Aspergillus alliaceus, 920 nucleotides long. RefSeq lists its product as uncharacterized. The record is from RefSeq and is a predicted model, not a curated record. The transcript has 2 exons. Lineage: Eukaryota; Fungi; Ascomycota; Eurotiomycetes; Eurotiales; Aspergillaceae. Bases 207 to 755 code for a protein of 182 amino acids.
CCCACAAGUGGAGCAGCACCAGCAGUAUCAGGAAUUGCUAGAUACCAUUUGACGGGCGUCGCGUAUAACGUGAACCGAGCAAUAUAGACGGUGAUUUGCUUGGGGAGCCCGGAUGGACCUCUUCACAAAAUCAGGAGAGUAAUCCGGUGGACGACGUGGCUCGUCUUUGGACUGAUGAUGUAUCGUUUCCAUUGUGCUUGGACGAGAUGAACGUUCAAUCCCCUGCAAUUGGCUUGAGGCUCUCAGAACUCUUAGCUAUGAAGCCUCCGACAUCUCCAGAGCUCUGUGACCUGAGAGACACCCCUAGCCAUGAUAAUUCAAAAGGCCCAGAGAUUCAGCCACAGAAACAAGCAUACUCCAGCCUGCAUUCCAUCAACUUUAACAUCGAACAAAACAAGACCACAUGUGACAGUGCCACCAAGACACUCCUACCAUUUGAAACCGUCCAUACAGAUUGCUAUAAUGAAAAUCAGCCACAUGCAAUCUUACAGUCGCAGAAAGAGGCCAUAUCAAUAUGCACAAGGCUACUCAACUGCAAGGGUUGUAGUCGACGCUCCGAGCUCAUUAAGCUGGUCAUGGCGAUAUGUCGUGCCCUGUUACGUGGCGUAGAAAGUUUGUUUCCCCAUUGUAGCUAUGAGGUGCGUCAAGAUUACCGGACCCCGCCGAAUAGGGCCCAUACUAUUCUGGAAACAUUCGGAUUGGGACCUGGAGAUUGGACAAUGAAGACGAAUUUGAGGCAAUUCGUAGUUUGUUGACCACUCAAAUGUCCCGCCUCGGUACGCUAAUCCACCAGGUCAAAUGUGUCGUUCAUAUUAACAACUGGCUCGGUCACCAGAAGAUUGUACAUGAGAUUGUGGGCCACUUUAGGCUAGCUACAUCUAUGGUAGAAAGGACACUGUUAAGAAUUUAAUGAUUUCUCC